Parnassius mnemosyne (clouded apollo) is the source of this 978-nucleotide messenger RNA. NCBI's taxonomy places the organism in Eukaryota, Metazoa, Arthropoda, Insecta, Lepidoptera, Papilionidae. The record is from the annotation of a GenBank genome assembly.
AUGACACUGAAAAAGGUUCUUAUAGUUAGUAAAACGUUUCCAGCGAUUGGUUUAGAGAUAUUAAAAAGGAAAACGGAGCCAUUUGUUGUUCCAUUUUUUGAACAUGAACUGGAGAGUUUGCCAGAAAUUAAGAAGUUACUAAAGAAAGGCUACGACGCCGUUAUAUGGAACACUAAACAUCGACUUACAAGAGACAUAUUAGAUCUAGCAGGUCCACAGAUUAAGGCGAUAUCAACGAUGUCAUCGGGUACGGAUCAUGUGGAUUUGGAUGAAGUUUUCAAACGUGGCUUGCUCAUCGGUAACACUCCUCACGUACUUGACGACGCUGUGGCUGACAUCACUGUUGGACUCAUGAUAGCAGCUGCUAGAAGAUUUAAGGAAGGCAUCGCUGAGAUUAUGAACAAUGAAUGGAAAUAUGGUGUGCAGUGGAUGCUCGGGCAGGACAUCGCUGGCAGUACGGUGGGUGUGGUGGGACUGGGCGGCGUCGGUCAAGCGGUCGUGCGCAGACUGAAAGGAUUUGAUGUCGCUCGGUUUCUGUACUCAGGACGUAGUGAUAAACCUGAAGCUAAGGCUCUAGGCGCAGAGCGGGUGCCCCUUGAGCAACUGUUGAGAGAGAGCGAUUACGUACUGCUGUGCUGUCCGCUGACCAGAGAAACCAAGAAUCUCAUCAACGCCGAAACCUUGAAGAUUAUGAAGAAAAACGCAGUGCUUAUUAACAUAGGGCGAGGAGGUAUUGUAGACAAUGACGCAUUAUACAAUGCUCUAAAGCAAGGACAAAUUUUCUCUGCCGGCCUUGAUGUCGUGGACCCCGAGCCAAUUUCAAAAGACCAUCCACUUUUAUCGCUGCCUAAUUGCUUUAUUAUACCGCAUAUGGGUAGCGCAACAAUCGAAACCAGAAAUGCAAUGGCUACCAUAUCCGCCAAUAACAUACUGCAUGCGUUGGAGGGAAAACCAAUGGUGCAUCCAGUAACAUCUUAA